AUGAUAUUAUACCUCAGCUCUGAGGACGCUGCUGACGCCGCCUGGGCCGCCCAGUUCGACUACGAGGACCUCACAGGCCAUGUUGCAGUCUCCACUCCGAAGAUCGAGGUUAUUCGCUCCCGUGCCGACGAGGAGCUGCGCCAGGAGACUCUUCUAAGGGAAACAAGCCUUCAGCAGGCCAGAGUCGUGAAAGAGCAUCCAUCUACUUACUCACGUCCCACAACUGCUUGA
Messenger RNA from Penicillium angulare, 231 nucleotides. RefSeq lists its product as uncharacterized. The coding region runs from base 1 to 231 and encodes 76 amino acids. NCBI's taxonomy places the organism in Eukaryota, Fungi, Ascomycota, Eurotiomycetes, Eurotiales, Aspergillaceae. The record is from RefSeq and is a predicted model, not a curated record. The transcript is spliced from 2 exons.